Messenger RNA from Marasmius oreades (fairy-ring Marasmius), 429 nucleotides. RefSeq lists its product as uncharacterized. Bases 1 to 429 code for a protein of 142 amino acids. The transcript is spliced from 3 exons. The record is from RefSeq and is a predicted model, not a curated record. NCBI's taxonomy places the organism in Eukaryota, Fungi, Basidiomycota, Agaricomycetes, Agaricales, Marasmiaceae.
AUGCUAUCGCUAUACAUGGGAAUAUUCGCAUUUGCGAUACUCGUCAUAGCUUCUCCCAUUGAGCCGCUGUCAAGGCUGGAUAACCUCUCCCUGCGGGAUCCCUUACCUUACGAACCAAGGCUUGGGCUGUCAAAACCCUUACUCCUCUCCCAUUCUCAGGUUCUGGGACUGACGCUAUCGACGCCCCAGACCUAUCGUGUGACAGAUCCCCCGAAGGGUUUUGAAUUAUUUGCCCAGACAGAAUGUUCCGUAAAACAUUUUCUUCCCGGGCCGACUGAUCUCAACGUGAAGGAAUGUUGCAAAGAUGUCGGAUGUGCAGAGGUUGCAUCAUCAAAAGUUGUCCGAUUACGGUGCAAAGACUUGGAUCUGAGUAAGUUUGGGAGAACGGGGCGUCAGCAGUUCUGUAUGAGGGAAGGGUAUCAGGUUUGA